GAGGACAUGAUUGGAGGGCGGUGGGAAGGGUGGCCUGGCGAGCUCUUUCUUCCUUGAGGGAAAUGGAACUCUUACUCAGUCUAGGCUGUGGGAGAGGACGGCGGCGGGUGCUUCGGUUUCUGCCACCUCUUCUCUUUCCAGCAGCUUUAUUAGAUGUAACUGACACCCCAAAAGAGAUCACCUGUGUAAAGUGUGCAGUUCAAUGGUUUUGCCCAUAUUCACAGUUGUACAGCCAACACCACAGCUGAUUUUAGGACGUUUUCAUCGCUCUGACCCUGACCCCCUCGUCUGCCCCCGGCAGCCACGGAGCUACUUUCCGUCUCUGUGGAUUUGCCAGUCCACGUACAUGGAGUCAGACACCCCCACCGCCCCGAGGUCCUGGGCCGCAGUCGCUGGUGAAAUGUCAGAGCGCAUCUUCACUUUCCAUGGAGGAGGUCAUCAAUGCCCGGUCCUGCAUUGCAGAGUUUUCUCUGGAAAAGCAGGAUUGCUGAGGAAACGUCCUCACCACAGCUGUGCUCACACACAUUUUCCUAAAUUCCUCAGACGUGUUCGGAAGAAAACAUGGUUGGUUUCUGUGGUUCAGCCAGGGGGAGCAUUCCCACCGGGUUUGGGUGCCGCUUCUCUUUGGGGGUGUCUCCCUCCCAGCGGGGUCUGAGGGUUUUCUGGUUGUGUGGGGAGAAGUGUAGACCCCACAGAUUCUGAGAGGAGCUAGAGCUCUGUCCUUGGAUGCUCAUAGCCAGUGAGAACAUCGUGGGCCCGAAGCUGGCAGCCAGAGGCCUGGUCCCCCGUGGCCCUGCCGGCUUCUGGCCUUCAGCUUGCUCGGUGUUUGUUAGGGGUCACAACCAAGAGAUUUCACCUAAAGACCCCAAAUCUAGCUUCUCCCAAGUGAUGCGUCUGCCCAUCAGGAUCAGCCAGGGGAGGAGAGGAUGCUGACAGGACCUGAAUACCACAGUCCCUUCCCUCCCCUGCACCAUCGAUUCCCUACUCCUGGUCAACUUCUACCUCCCACCUGGUUCUGUGGGUGGGUCAGGCCAGGUCUGCAGUCCUGUGUCAUUCCCAGAAAUAGAUGCUGGUUGUCCACUGAUCUACAUUUGACCCUUGAACAAGGUGAGGGUUAGGGCAUACCUGAAAAUCCAUAUAUAACUUUUGACUUCCCAAACACUUAACUGCCAAUAGUCUGCUGUUGACCAGAAGCCUUACUGAUCACAUAAACAGUUGAUUAACCUGUGUUGUGUAUGUUAUAUAUAUCAUGUACUGUGUUCUUACAAUAAAGUGAGUUAGGGAAAAAGUGUUAGGAAAAUUUUACGGAAGAGAAAAUGCAUUUACAAUAUUUUACUGUAUUUAUAAAGAAAAUGCUCCUUAAAGUGGACCCAUGCAGGUCAAACCUGUAUUGUUCAAGGUUCAGCUGUAUUUUGGAUUUUUAGUUGUCUUAAGAAGAGGAGCAAUCCUGGCACCUAGGCCUCCCAAAUGUGGAAGGAAGUCUGGGAUACACCCAAAUCUGGCAUGGUAUCCCAUGCAUCGAGUAUACGUUGUUGGAAUGAAGUUAGUAACAUUUUAAAAUUUUUAUCUUUGAAAGUGAGAUUGUCCUGUAACUUUUCUUUAUCCUAAUUGUGACUGAUUUAUUUUUUUUAAUCCUGGUAAUAGCCAUCUUACAAAAUGAGUUGUCACUUCCAACAUUUUAUGUUAAUUUUUAUCUGUACACAUACAAGACUCUGCUGAUACUUAACAAGCAGAUUGCUUGGAAACCUGUGUGGACUCUGGGUAUGGAGGGUGGGACUGAGGAGCUCAUCCAUGUUGGGGUCUGGAUGCCCCAUGGCUUGCUUCUCAUUGUCUGUCUGUAGUCAUGUCUGUCUGUCCUGUGCAGGGCUGAGAUCCCAGAGCAUCCUGCCAUCCCUGGUGUCUCUCCCUUGCAGCUGCAGUUACGUGAACUUGCCCUCCACGACAGGUGCCCUAUCCCUGGAUAGUCACAUUUCCCAGUGUAGGUUUGGAAAGAUGUUGCCGCUGGAGAAGGCGUUUGCCAACCCCAGGAGCUCCCCAGCUCCCCCAGAACUGCCCAUGCUAGGAUCAGCAGCUGAGGACCAGCAAGAGGACUCCAGGAGUGGCCUUGGGGAGGUCCCUGCCAACCUUGAGUCCUCCCGCCUGCAUUUCCGGAACUUCAUCUACCAGGAAGCUGCAGGGCCCCACCAGGCCCUGGACCAGCUGUAUGAGCUGUGCCGCCAGUGGCUGCGCCCUGAGGCACACUCCAAGGAGCAGAUGCUGGAACUGCUGGUGCUGGAGCAGUUCCUGAGCGCCCUGCCGGACAAAGUACGGUCCUCAGUGGUGGCACAGCAUCCUGAGAACUGCCAGAAGGCAGCCUCCCUGGUGAAGGACCUUGCCGAUGCCCUAGAGGAGCCAGAUGGGUCCGUGAAGACUGGGGAAGACGUGGAGCCCAGUGAGACCCAGGCCGCCCCCAACAUCUCCUGUCCUGCUCCAGACCCUGUGCUUCUGGAACAAGGGUGUGCCGGGGACAAGAAACCCGAACAGCCCAAGCCUGCUAAGGCUGAGCCAAAGAAGUUGACAUUUCCGGAGAUGCCUCUGUACCUGGGGGAAUGGGGCCACCUGGACCCGGCAGAGGAGAACCUGAAGACCUUCCGGAAACUGCUCCUGUGGGGGUACCAGCUCGCCCAGCCUGAUGACACCUGCAGGCUGGAGACAGAAGAGCUUCGGUUGGUUGAAGCUGAACCGCCGGAAGGCAGCUUCUCAGGGGAUAGGAGGUGGCAGGAAAGUAAAGAGAGCAUGUGCGAAACGCUGAUGGAGAGGAUCACAAGGGAAAUUCUCGUUUGCCCCUUGACGGGUGCUGCUCCGGAGGAGGAAGAGCAGCCGCAGAAGGUUCUGGAACCUCAGGAGAGGGAACCAAGCCCUGUCCCCAGAGCCCAGAGGCAGUCAGUCAUCCGGGAGCCAGCCCAGGACAGGGGCACAGCAGGGGAGAGCCCUACUGUGCCUGUAGCUCCAGCUGCCCCACGCCAAGGCCUUGGAAGAAAAAGGCCCCACUCGAAGGAUGUGGGCGGGCAGGGCCCUGAGCCUGUCUCCAGCAUGAGCCACCCCCAGCAGCGCCAUGUGAAGGAGCCCGCUGCAUCUGGCCUCGGCGCAGGGUCCCUGGGCGCGAGUUGCUCUGCUGCCGAUGAGCCUGGGCUGUCCCGAGGGAAGCCCUACGCGUGCAGCGAGUGUGGGGAGACCUUUGCGUGGAUCUCACAUUUCAUUGACCAUCUCCGAAGCCACAGCGGCAGGAAGCUGUACGCGUGCCAGGGCUGCUGGAAGACCUUCCACUUCAGCCUGGCCCUGGCCGAGCAUCAGAAGACCCAUGAGAAGGAGAAAGGCUACGCGCUGGGGUGGGCCCUGGGACCCCACCCUGCUGCGUGUGGUGCCCACGCUGGCGGGAGGCUCCGUGGGCUCCCGGGGUGUGUGGCAGGUGACAUUUUCCCUGUGCAGCCUGAGGCUCAGCGAUGAGCUGCUUUGCUGUAGGGUCCCUAGAGGGGGACUUGCCCCCCAGGUUUGUGUCCCUAGAGACAGCCUUGCCUGCCCAGGUUUAUGUCCCUAGAGGGCAAUCUUGCCUGCCAGAUUUCCCUAGCGAUGUAUCCGCUGCUUUGAAACCCUUGCGUGGCUUCCUGCAGUAUCUGUGUGGAUGUAAGUCUGUCUGUUCUCUAAAUGAGCUAAUGUGGCUAAAGCACUUAGAACCCAGAAGGGCCCACGGGAAGCCCUUGUCUCCUUGUAAACACACCCAUGCAGAUGCCCAUGUGCAAGCACGAGCUAUCUGGUGUGAAAGAAUAUUCCCCUUUCUUCCGUAGCCAUUUUAGCACCACCCACACAUUGGAACAUUUGUCAUUGUGCAAAGUGUAGAGUUGCCUUAAAGUGUGUGAUCCGCCGGCUCUUGCUGAAGUCAGCUUUGUCUCUGUUCCCCUUGUUCAAGCUCCCCAGGGCUUCUGCUCAAGCUGUUUGGUCUUUUCGUAAACACCUGAUAUCAAGUUCACUUCUGAACCCUCAAUAGCAAAUUGUUUCCUAGUUAAGCACGUGUCUACAUGUGUGGAGUGGCUUUACAAAGAUCACAAAAAUGCGUGGAGCCUGGUAACGCUGUGCUUUCAAACCAUGUGUCUCAGCCUACUAGUGAAUUGUGAAACCAAAUUAGCGGACGGUCGCCAGCAUUGCAAAUCAGUAGAAUUAAGUAAAAAUUCGUCGUGUAGUAAAGGCAAAUAUUGUUUUGUGAAACUUUUCAGCUAUAUAUCUAAAUAUGAGACCCGGUUGAAUUGUGAAAUCAAAUUAGUGGACGGUCACCAGCAUUGCAAAUCAGUAGAAUUAAGUAAAAAUUCAUCAUCCGGCUGUAAAGGCAAAUACUGUUCUGUGAAAAUUUUCAACUGUAUAUCUAAAUAUGAGACCCGGUUGCAAUGUAAGAUGUAUUUCUUACUCAGGGUGGAGGGUCAUGAUCAAAGCAGGUUGAAAACACUAAUAAGGGUUGAUGAGGUGUGUCUGCCUAGGCAAGUGGAAACUUAAUUCUUUGGGCUACAUAAGGUGAUCUUUUGAUUUUUGCAUUUGAUCUCAGAUUAGAGCAUUGCUUCUGUUGCCUGAGCAUAAACUUAACUGCUUCUUGUAGGUAAACUGGUGCCUCUUUCUGUCAUGGUGUUUGAGCAGACAGUCUGUUGUAAUGAUGCCCGAAUCAUAGAUGCUUAACCUAAUAAAGGAUUUAUUUCUUCACUCACA
Messenger RNA from Prionailurus viverrinus (fishing cat), 4731 nucleotides. RefSeq names its product zinc finger and SCAN domain containing 18 (gene ZSCAN18). Bases 1792 to 3486 code for a protein of 564 amino acids. The transcript has 6 exons. NCBI's taxonomy places the organism in Eukaryota, Metazoa, Chordata, Mammalia, Carnivora, Felidae. The record is from RefSeq and is a predicted model, not a curated record.